CAGUCCAAAGGCCGGCGGAAGUGCUCUGGGUUGUUGCCGGAAGUGGGCGAGGAAAGGUUGAGAUGGCGGCUGCGACUGUAGCAGAGAAGGUGCCGGUAGACGGCGCGGAGGAACAACAGCCCCCUGCGGCGGCCGAGGAGCUGGCCGCCCAGAAGCGCGAACAGAGACUGCGCAAAUUCCGGGAGCUGCACCUGAAGCGGAAUGAAGCUCGUAAAUUAAAUCACCAGGAAGUUGUUGAAGAAGAUAAAAGACUUAAGUUACCUGCAAAUUGGGAAGCCAAAAAAGCUCGUUUGGAAUGGGAACUACAAGAAGAAGAAAAGAAAAAGGAAUGUGCAGCAAGAGGGGAAGACUACGAGAAAGUGAAGUUGCUAGAGAUCAGUGCAGAAGAUGCAGAAAGAUGGGAGAGGAAAAAGAGGAGGAAAAAUCCCGACCUGGGAUUUUCAGAUUAUGCUGCUGCCCAGCUUCGCCAGUACCAUCGGCUGACCAAACAGAUCAAACCGGACAUGGAAACAUAUGAGAGACUGAGAGAAAAGCAUGAAGAAGAGUUUUACCCAACAUCCAACAGUCUUCUUCAUGGGACACAUGUGCCUUCCACAGAGGAAAUUGAUAGGAUGGUCGUAGACCUGGAAAAACAAAUUGAAAAACGAGACAAAUAUAGUCGGAGACGUCCCUAUAAUGAUGAUGCAGAUAUUGACUACAUUAACGAAAGGAAUGCCAAAUUCAACAAGAAGGCAGAAAGAUUCUAUGGGAAAUAUACAGCUGAAAUUAAACAGAAUUUGGAAAGAGGAACAGCUGUCUAAUCCCUUCAGGAACUAUUUAGAAGCUUGAGAAUGGAGUGAAAAUUUCUACUAGCAAAUUGAAGUUCUCUUCAGAGUUACACCAGUAAACCAGAGCUCAGUCUAUGCCUUCCCACUCAGCAUUUAAAAAUAAAUGUUUUUUCUUAAACUUCUACUUCCAUGUAUAUUUCCACAUUUUUGUGCUUGGAUAUAAGAUGUAUUUCUUGUAAUGUACUUGUUUUGUAAAAAUCUACUUUGUAUAAAUUCUGUUAUUUUUCUAUGUAUUUUAAAUGUGUAUGACUGUUGAAUCUUUGAAGCAUUUUGGCUUUAAGAAUGCUGGCAGCAUACGUAAAUGCAGUCAUUGUUACUUUGAAUGUUUUUAUGAAUUUGACAAAA
Messenger RNA from Eubalaena glacialis (North Atlantic right whale), 1172 nucleotides. Its product is annotated as pre-mRNA-splicing factor SYF2. Gene Ontology annotation, cellular component: Prp19 complex; catalytic step 2 spliceosome; post-mRNA release spliceosomal complex. The transcript has 7 exons. NCBI's taxonomy places the organism in Eukaryota, Metazoa, Chordata, Mammalia, Artiodactyla, Balaenidae. The record is from RefSeq and is a predicted model, not a curated record. The coding region runs from base 63 to 800 and encodes 245 amino acids.